This is a messenger RNA of Fraxinus pennsylvanica, 573 nucleotides long. Lineage: Eukaryota; Viridiplantae; Streptophyta; Magnoliopsida; Lamiales; Oleaceae. The record is from the annotation of a GenBank genome assembly.
AUGGUACAAACUGAUGAAGAUGGAGCUAGAAAAGACGAUGACGCUGAACGCAACGAAGACCUAUAUUACACUGAGCCAGAGAACGACAGUGAAGAGGAUAUUCAUGACAGUGAUGACAAUGCCCAAGUUUACAUGGAGAUCGAGGAAGACAAAAAUGAGGAUGCUGAAGAUGAGAAUGGCGAAGACGAUGAAGGACGAGCGGAGCAAGUGGCUAAUGGUAAACGUCCUCUCGAUCCUUACGGUAAUGACAUUUUCAAUUCAGGCUUGGCUAUCCGGCCAAGAAAUCCUUACGUUGUCACUAAAAUCAGGAAAUUGCGGCCAAAUGAUUUGUAUAUUCCUAAGGAGACAAUCGUGGACUUUCAGCUUGACAAUCUACCUGAAGAGAUGUCCCUCAUUGAUCCACAAGACAGACAAUUUCAGGUGAAACUUAUAAGAUGGAAGGAUGACCGUGUGUGGUACAGAGGAGGCUGGAAAAGUCUCUGUGCCGUGAACUUUGUAAGCGCAGAGGACACGUGCAUCUGCGAAUUUGUCGGUGGCAGGUUACGAGUUGAAGUUGUCAGAAGAAAUAACUGA